AUGGCAGCAACGAGCAGCAGCCGCAGGCGGUUGAGGCUGCAGUUUUACUUCCUCAACCUCCUCCUUGCAGCAGCAGCAACAGCAGCAGCAGCAGCAGAGGAUGAUGCACAUAAGAAUGAGUAUACGAUUCCUGCUGCAGCAGACUACUUUGAUGCUGCUGCUGAGGCCGUCGCGCCUCGCCUAGACAGCGAGUUGGGGCAAGCAGUGCAGCAGCACACGCAGCAGCAGCAAGAAGGAGAGCAGCAGCAAGAAGUGAAGGAACACACAAACAGCAGCAGCGAUGGCUUCAACAGCAGCACUACGGGCACCGAUAACCCCAGCAGCAGCAGCAGCAGCAGCACCGGCGACGUCGCCUUGAACGGAGACAGCUGCAUCAUCUUUGCUGCAGAAGAAGGAGACAGAGACAGGUGUCAGUGCCCGGAGGGAUUUGUGUUGUGUAGUUGGAUUGACUUAAGAGAAGCAGAGAGAGAGAUCAAAGCAGCAGCAGCAGCAGCAGCAGAAGCAGCAGGAGCAAAGCCUGCAUCAGCAGCAGCUGGGAGCGAAGGAGCUGCUGCUGAGGAGGAUUCGUCAUCCACAGCAGCAGCAGCAGCAGCAGCAGCAGCAGCAGCAGCAAGGAGAGCUCCAGCUUGGCUUCGAGCUCUGUGUGAUGAUUCUGAGUUGGGUUUUGCGGGCCGUGGGGUGUAUGCUGAUUAUGAAGUGUAUGCAUUCUGCAGCAAGGGAGACUCUGCUGCUGUUGCUGCUGCUGCUGCUGCUGAUGGUGCUGCUGCUGCUGCUCCACCCGCUUCUGCUGGUUCUACCUAUGCCUUUGAUUUAAGAUAUCAACCCGGGGCUAAUGUAUCGGACGCUGACUUAGCUCAGCUAAAAAAGAUUAACCCUUUUGCUGCUCCUCGCAGCUGUUAUACUGCAGACUUCUUCUUAUGCAGACCCGCACCCAUACCCGACAAACCU
Molecule: messenger RNA, 948 nt
Organism: Eimeria acervulina
Lineage: Eukaryota; Apicomplexa; Conoidasida; Eucoccidiorida; Eimeriidae
Exons: 3
Source: RefSeq, a predicted model, not a curated record